Messenger RNA from Hirundo rustica (Barn swallow), 5394 nucleotides. It is a transcript of the gene DLG3, whose product is annotated as discs large MAGUK scaffold protein 3. Gene Ontology annotation, molecular function: kinase binding. Bases 54 to 2753 code for a protein of 899 amino acids. The transcript is spliced from 24 exons. Gene Ontology annotation, cellular component: neuron projection; neuromuscular junction; postsynaptic density membrane. The record is from RefSeq and is a predicted model, not a curated record. Gene Ontology annotation, biological process: chemical synaptic transmission. NCBI's taxonomy places the organism in Eukaryota, Metazoa, Chordata, Aves, Passeriformes, Hirundinidae.
UCGGCCGCUCAGCGGGCUGGCGCGGAGCGGAGCGGAGCGGCCGCGGCGGAGCGAUGAUCCGCCGGGAAGACACUGAACGGGCAGUGGAAAUUCUGACCAGAUACCAAAGCACCCUGCGGUCCCCGGAGGAGCAGGAGUUAAAAGCUUCCAUUGGAAAAGUCUCGCACAUCUUCCAAAGUGAACUCUUCCAGGCUCUGCUGGAUAUCCAUGAAUUCUAUGAUUUCACGCUGCGCUCUGCACCCGUGCAAUCUCCGAACCUGGAUGAACGUCAUGGCACAGCCAGGCAGCAGCUGGGGACCAGCGAGCCCAGCCCCAAAACCACACCCAGAGAGCCCCAAAACCUGCCUGAGGGCCGCCCGUGGGAGGGCGAGCAGCGGCUGGCCCCGGGAGCCGGGCACGGCGCUCCGGGGACACCGCCGCGCCUGGUGAGGGUGACGGCUCGGCGCACAGAGGCACCGGCCAGCGUCAGCACCCUGGUGCUCAGCUCUGCCAGCACCCUGCCCCAGGCCAACCCCGCUCCCAUUAUCGUGAAUACAGACUCGCUGGAACAAGGGCUCUCUAUGAAUGGCAGCGAUGGGAUGUUCAAAUACGAAGAGAUCGUCUUGGAAAGGGGUAACUCCGGCCUCGGCUUCAGCAUAGCGGGAGGCAUCGACAACCCCCAUGUUCCUGAUGACCCGGGCAUCUUCAUCACCAAGAUCAUCCCCGGGGGAGCAGCAGCCAUGGACGGCCGUCUAGGGGUGAACGACUGCGUGCUGCGGGUGAACGACGUGGACGUCUCCGAGGUUGUGCACAGCAAAGCCGUGGAGGCCCUGAAGGAAGCAGGCCCCGUGGUGCGGCUCGUGGUGCGCCGCCGGCAGCCCCCGCCGGAGACCAUCAUGGAGGUUAACCUGAUGAAGGGCCCCAAAGGCCUGGGGUUCAGCAUUGCAGGGGGCAUCGGGAACCAGCACAUCCCUGGGGACAACAGCAUCUACAUCACCAAGAUCAUCGAGGGAGGUGCUGCCCAGAAGGACGGGCGCCUGCAGAUCGGGGACCGGCUGCUUGCGGUGAAUAACACAAACCUGCAGGACGUGCGGCACGAGGAGGCGGUGGCCGCCCUGAAGAACACCUCUGACAUGGUGUACCUGAAAGUGGCCAAGCCCGGCAACAUCCACCUCAACGACAUGUACGCGCCCCCCGACUACGCCAGCACCUUCUCAGCCUUGGCUGACAACCACAUAAGCCAUAACUCCAGUCUGGGCUACCUGGGCAGCGUUGAGAGCAAGCCUGCCUAUCCCAUCCCUCCCCAGGUGACUCCGUCCCGGUACUCGCCCAUCCCUCGGCACAUGAUCGGAGACGAUGACUUCACCAGGGAGCCCCGGAAAAUCAUCCUGCACAAAGGCUCCACCGGCCUGGGCUUCAACAUUGUUGGAGGGGAAGAUGGCGAGGGGAUCUUUGUGUCCUUCAUCCUGGCUGGAGGCCCUGCUGACCUCAGCGGGGAGCUGCGGAGGGGAGACCGGAUCCUUUCGGUGAACGGCGUGAACCUUCGCAACGCCACCCACGAGCAGGCUGCGGCGGCGCUGAAGCGGGCGGGGCAGACGGUGACCAUCAUCGCACAGUACCGGCCCGAAGAGUACAGCCGCUUCGAGUCCAAGAUCCACGACCUGCGGGAGCAGAUGAUGAACAGCAGCAUGAGCUCUGGCUCCGGCUCGCUGCGGACCAGCGAGAAGAGAUCGCUCUACGUGCGAGCCCUGUUUGACUAUGACCGGACCAGGGACAGUUGCUUGCCCAGCCAGGGACUCAGCUUCUCCUACGGGGACAUCCUGCACGUCAUCAACGCCUCCGAUGACGAGUGGUGGCAAGCCAGGCUCGUCACCCCCCACGGCGAGAGCGAGCAGAUCGGGGUCAUCCCCAGCAAGAAGAGGGUGGAAAAAAAGGAGAGAGCACGGUUGAAAACAGUGAAGUUCCACGCCAGGACUGGCAUGAUUGAGUCCAACAGGUCGAUCAAAACGAAACGUAAAAAGAGUUUUCGCCUCUCUCGAAAGUUUCCAUUUUACAAGAGCAAAGAGAACCUGGCCCAGGAGAGCAGCGGACAGGAACAGGGCGUGACAUCAAACACCAGUGACAGCGAGAGCAGUUCCAAAGGACAAGAGGACACCAUCCUGUCAUACGAGCCCGUGACGCGGCAAGAAAUUCACUACGCCAGGCCAGUGAUCAUCCUGGGCCCCACCAAGGACCGAAUCAACGACGACCUCAUCUCGGAAUUCCCACACAAGUUUGGUUCCUGCGUGCCCCACACCACCAGGCCUCGGCGCGACAACGAGGUGGACGGACAGGAUUACCACUUUGUGGUGUCCCGGGAGCAGAUGGAGAAAGACAUCCAGGACAACAAGUUCAUAGAGGCUGGGCAGUUCAAUGACAAUCUCUAUGGGACCAGCAUCCAGUCAGUGCGAGCGGUGGCAGAGAGGGGGAAGCACUGCAUCCUGGAUGUGUCUGGCAAUGCUAUCAAGAGGUUGCGACAAGCACAACUUUAUCCCAUUGCCAUUUUCAUCAAACCAAAAUCCAUUGAAGCCCUCAUGGAGAUGAACCGGAGACAGACAUAUGAACAGGCCAACAAGGUCUUUGACAAAGCCAUGAAACUUGAGCAAGAGUUUGGAGAAUAUUUUACAGCCAUCGUACAAGGAGACUCUCUUGAAGAAAUUUACAGCAAAAUCAAACAGAUCAUUGAGGACCAGUCCGGGCACUACAUCUGGGUCCCGUCCCCAGAGAAGCUCUGAAGAUGUCUCCCACCUGCUUCCCUGCGAGCAGAAGAUCUCCGAAGUCCCACCCAUCCCAGCCCUCUGCCCCGAGGGGGAGGGAUAUGAAAACUAUUCCUGCUCCCUUUUUUAGAUCGUCGCAAAAUUGAGUUUUCUAGUCCUGUUUCUUUUGUUGGGAUGAACUCAUAUCAUUCAUCACGUGACUGUUCCCACCAUUCCUGCAUGGACCUUCCCACUGCUCCAUUAGAGACAGAUGAGAACCCAUUCAAGGUCGUUUUUUUAUUAUUAUUAUUAUUAUUAUAUUAUUAUUAUUAUUAUUAUUAACUAAACAAAGAAUCAAGAUGGGAGGAGGCGGCUAAGGACUAAUGUAAGAAAACAAGUGAAACAAUGGACUCUGAACACAUGAGCUGGGAUCAGAACUCCAGGGGCAUUCAUUUUUCCAAGUGUGACCGUCUAGCAGCUCUGAACAGUGCGACAGAUGGGCAGCAGAAAGCAUUUUAUUUAUCUGUAUAUGUAAUUUAUAUAUAAUAUAGAGGAGAGAUAUUAUAUAUAUAUUAUAUAUAUAUGUAUGUAUGUGGACUAGGAAAUCUGAGGGACCUCUCUGGGAAGGUGUUGUAUUACUGCAAGGUUCUUUCAGUUCCUCUGUCCCGACCACUCAGCGUAGGGAGUCCACUUGGGCAGGAAGAGCUCAAAACGGUACCGGGUGCUUUGGAGACUUCUCCCGUCCAGGCCAGUUCCCUGCAGCCACCCUGGCUCUGAGACAGGGCAGAGACUGGUACUGCCUGGGCAGGAGGGACCAGAGCAAGGAGCAGCAGCUGGCCUGAGAGAGGCUGGGAGACAGAGACUGAGCAGGAGGCUGCGGAGCAAGAGAAUGGAUGAUACUACAUAUUAAAUUGCACAUUGUUUUACACACAACCUUAUGUGUUUGCAUGAGAGGUUUCCUUUUGGUUCUAUUUUUUUAAGCUGAUUUUAAACCAAAACCAUAUUGUGUUGUUGUGUUGGCUUUUUUAAUUAUUAUUAUUAUUAUAUUAUUAUUAUUAUUAUUAUUAUUCCAUUUUUCUCUUGUUAAUGAUGAACUGAAUGGGUAUAAAAUCCAGUUUUUUAACUUAUUUUUUAAGCUGGCUCUAUUGUAAAUAGAAUCUAGAUCUGUGGUGUUUAGUUAAGAAAUACUUUACUGGCCACGUGGAACAAAUGUACUCACUGUCGUGUGUUGCUGUGAAAAACCUGGGAUGUUGGACUGGCCCUGUACCUGUGGGUGCAGGUGGAAUGACCCGUUCUGGCUUGUGGCAGCACACUGGCAUUCCCUUCUGCAUUAGCCACUGGCAGGAAAAGCCCCCAGCUGUGCCUUGGAUGGACACUCACGUUUUCCAGAUCAUACCAGAAUUGAAAACCUUCCUCCCUUCCCUGCUCCGUGCGAGUUCCCGGCCCCGCUGUGGCUCUCCUGGGGAAGGGCUGUCCUUCCAGCAAGGGUCACUGCGUGCCCACCUUGCCUGGCUGUGACAUCUCUGUGUGAAUGCUGCGGCUGAAGCUGGGUUCUGCUGCCUCCCCCAAGCCUCCCCAAAGCCCUGGUGUGGUGCCCCAGCUCACAGGCAGAGGGGCAGGGGCUGCAGGGCUGCCCCGUGCGCUGGGCACUGGCAUUUUUCAAGAGAGGCGACUGCUGGCACCAAGACACUUGGCCCUAAGCUGAGACGUGUCUGGUUUUGAGGACACGUUGUCUUCUGUGCUCGAGUGGGGCUCCAGCGUGGGAACAAACCCCUCUGUGGAGCUGGGGACGCUCCUGUGGCCUCUGAGGAGUGUGUGCCGGGUACCCAGAGUUGAGUUAGUGUGUGCUGGGUACUCAGAGUUAGUGUGUGCUGGGUACUCAGUGUGUGCUGAGUACUCAGAUUUCAGGUCCGAGCACUCCCCCCUUACAAAGAGCUGGUGGCUGCUGUUCCUCGCGCAGUCCCACACCCCACAGCACAGGAGCUCACUGUCCAGGCACACCCAGGUAAGUCUCCUCCUCCCCCUGUCUGGCAGGGAUGAGCUGUGGUCCCCGGUCCCCGAGGUGAUGUUCUCAGCGCGUCAGUCAGUCCUGGCACAGCACAGCCACGGCUGUCAGCGAGUGGAGCUGCUGUAAGACUGUCCGUGUGUCCGUGUGCUGCCGGGGGAGAAGCUUCCUUUGCCCAUCCUGCAUCCCAAGGAGCCCUGCAGGGACCGAGCAGCUCCUGGGGCCAGGACACAGCGCUGCAGGAGGGAGCACGGUGGAGGGCAGAAGGAUUCUGCUGUCGGUGGGACCGACCCUAAAGGAGCACACAGAACUUUGGCAAUGGAUUCCUGCCGGGCAUCCAGCCCCCUGCCCCGCUGGUCCUGCUCCAGCUGCUAUAAAUGUCGGUCCCUGAAGAAGUGGAGUAAGUGAAACAAAAGUCCUUAAGGUGCUAGUCACACAUUCCUAUCUUUUUUUUUUUUCCUUCUUCUUCUUUUCUUUUUUCUGUUUUUUUUUUGGUUUUUUUUCCUAAUAGCCUGUCUCCCUCUGUCAAGUCAUGUGGAGAAAAAGAUGAUGUACUCCAUGGCAUAGCUGACAGUAUCGAAUCGAUCAUGACAACAGUAGUUGGUUAACAGUGUUUCUUCCAAGGAGACAUAUAUUUUUAAUAAACAGAGAGUUGCAAAGAACUCUUGUCUUUGA